AUGGACGUUCAAUCUCUCGUCGUCGACAAUGGAAGUGGUAUGUGCAAGGCUGGUUUCGCUGGUGAAGAUGCUCCUCGUUGUGUCUUUCCUUCUCUCAUUGGUAGACCCAAACAAAGAUCCAUCAUGGUUGGUAUGGGCAACAAAGAUGCCUAUGUGGGUGACGAAGCAAUGAGUAAGAAAGGUAUUCUUGCUUUGAAAUAUCCCAUCGAGCAUGGUAUCGUUACGAAUUGGGAUGAUAUGGAAAAGAUUUGGCAUCAUACGUUCUACAAUGAAUUGAGAGCUGCUCCUGAGGAACAUCCAGUCUUGUUGACCGAGGCUCCAUUGAAUCCAAAGGCCAAUCGUGAAAAGAUGACUCAAAUCAUGUUCGAUACAUUCUCUGUGCCAGCCAUGUAUGUCGCCAUUCAAGCUGUCUUGUCCUUGUAUGCAUCAGGUCGUACCACUGGUAUUGUUUUGGACUCUGGUGACGGCGUCUCUCACACUGUUCCAAUCUAUGAAGGUUAUGCUUUGCCACAUGCCAUUUUAAGAUUGGAUUUGGCAGGUAGAGAUUUGACAGAUUAUUUGCAAAAGAUUCUCAUGGAACGUGGCUACUCUUUCCACACAAGUGCUGAGAGAGAAAUUGUGAGGGAUAUUAAGGAAAAGUUGUGCUAUGUUGCAUUGGAUUUCGAAGCUGAAAUGAAGAAGGCAUCCGAUUCUUCAAGCAUUGACAAGUCCUAUGAAUUGCCAGAUGGUAAUAUCAUUACCGUUGGAAAUGAAAGAUUUAGAUGUCCUGAAGUCUUGUUCCAACCAAAUUUCAUUGGAAUGGAAUCUGCAGGUGUGUAUGAAACUACUUUCAACUCGAUUGGUAAAUGUGAUAUUGAUAUCAGAAAGGAUUUGUAUGCCAAUGUGGUCUUGUCUGGUGGUACUACCAUGUUUGAUGGAAUGGCUGACCGAAUGACCAAGGAAUUGACUGCCAUGGCUCCUUCCUCCAUGAGAAUUAAGGUUGUGGCUCCACCUGAAAGAAAGUACUCGGUCUGGAUUGGUGGCUCUAUUUUGGCCUCUUUGACGACCUUCCAAUCCAUGUGGAUUACAAAGGAAGAAUAUGAAGAUGCUGGUCCAGGAAUUGUUCAUAGAAAGUGCUUCUAA
Messenger RNA from Naegleria fowleri, 1122 nucleotides. RefSeq lists its product as uncharacterized. The record is from RefSeq and is a predicted model, not a curated record. The transcript has a single exon. Bases 1 to 1122 code for a protein of 373 amino acids. Lineage: Eukaryota; Heterolobosea; Eutetramitea; Acrasida; Naegleriidae.